Fulvia fulva is the source of this 402-nucleotide messenger RNA. Its product is annotated as U6 snRNA-associated Sm-like protein LSm7. The coding region runs from base 1 to 402 and encodes 133 amino acids. The transcript has 3 exons. Gene Ontology annotation, biological process: nuclear-transcribed mRNA catabolic process; mRNA splicing, via spliceosome. Lineage: Eukaryota; Fungi; Ascomycota; Dothideomycetes; Mycosphaerellales; Mycosphaerellaceae. Gene Ontology annotation, cellular component: U12-type spliceosomal complex; U6 snRNP; U2-type prespliceosome. Gene Ontology annotation, molecular function: RNA binding. The record is from RefSeq and is a predicted model, not a curated record.
AUGUCGGAGCAUGCAAGCUUCAGAGGCGGCGGUGACAGAGGUCGCGGUGGACGUGGUCGUGGAGGCGGCGAUCGUGGCGGACGUGGCGGAGGCAAUCAGCAGCAGGGCGCCGAGCGAAAGAAAGAAAACAUUCUCGACCUCGCCAAGUACAUGGACAAAGAGAUCAGUGUGAAGUUCAACGGUGGCCGCGAAGUGACCGGUACCUUGAAGGGCUAUGAUCAGCUCAUGAACCUCGUGUUGGACAACGUCAAGGAAGUGACGAGAGAUGAGGAAGGAAAUACCAGCACCCGAAAUCUAGGUCUUCUAGUGGCGAGAGGCACACUCCUGGUCUUGAUAUCACCACUGGAUGGCAGCGAGGAAAUCGCCAAUCCCUUCAUACAGCAGGAUGACGAUGACGAGUAA